This is a messenger RNA of Purpureocillium lilacinum, 2253 nucleotides long. RefSeq names its product DNA-dependent ATPase of the nucleotide excision repair factor 4 complex. Gene Ontology annotation, cellular component: nucleus. Gene Ontology annotation, biological process: nucleotide-excision repair; positive regulation of mitotic recombination; transcription by RNA polymerase II. Lineage: Eukaryota; Fungi; Ascomycota; Sordariomycetes; Hypocreales; Ophiocordycipitaceae. The record is from RefSeq and is a predicted model, not a curated record. Gene Ontology annotation, molecular function: damaged DNA binding; hydrolase activity, acting on acid anhydrides, in phosphorus-containing anhydrides; DNA helicase activity.
AUGCCUUCGGGAACAGGAAAGACGGUCUCGCUCCUCUCCCUCAUCGUCGCCUAUCAGCAACACAUGCCCGAGAAGCGGAAGCUCAUCUACUGCUCGCGGACCAUGUCAGAGAUUGAAAAGGCCCUCGUUGAGUUGAAGGAGUUGAUGAAGUACCGCGCCGACCAGCUUGGGUACGAAGAAGACUUCCGUGGCCUCGGUCUCACUAGCCGGAAAAACUUGUGCCUCCACCCCUCGGUCAAGCGCGAAAAGAGCGGCUCCGUUGUCGAUGCCCGGUGCAGGAGCUUGACUGCUGGCUUCGUCAAGGAAAAGAAGGAUCGCGGCGAGAGCGUCGACCUCUGCGUCUACCAUGAUAACCUGGACCUGCUAGAACCUCACAAUUUGAUACCCAACGGGGUAUGGACCUUUGACGGUAUUCUGCGCUAUGGCGAGGAGCAUAAGCAGUGUCCAUACUUCACUGCGCGCCGAAUGAUGCAAUACUGCAAUGUCGUCAUUUUCUCGUAUCACUACCUGCUCGAUCCGAAGAUUGCCGAGCGGGUUUCCCGAGACUUCUCUAAAGACUGCAUCGUGGUCUUCGACGAGGCGCACAACAUUGACAACGUUUGCAUCGAAUCGCUGAGCACUGAUAUCACCGAAGACUCUCUAAGAAGAGCCACCCGUGGUGCGCAAAAUCUGGAGCAGAAAAUCUCAGACAUGCGAGAUACGGAUCAAGAGCAGCUUCAAAACGAGUACCAGAAGCUAGUCCAGGGCCUCCGCGAGGCAGACGAAGCGCGUCAGGAGGACGCUUUUAUGUCAAAUCCAGUUCUGCCCGAGGACCUUCUGAAGGAAGCUGUGCCAGGCAACAUCAGGCGAGCAGAACACUUCGUUGCAUUCCUCAAGAGGUUCAUUGAGUAUCUCAAGACUCGCAUGAAAGUGCGCCAGGUCAUUUCAGAGACACCGCCCUCUUUCUUGGCGCACCUUAAAGAGCACACUUUCAUCGAAAAAAAACCGCUCAGGUUCUGCGCCGAGCGCCUGACAUCGCUCGUGCGAACCUUGGAACUCACAAACAUUGAGGACUACCAACCUCUCCAAGAAGUCGCCACCUUUGCCACACUCGUCGCUACGUACGAGAAAGGGUUUCUGCUCAUUCUCGAACCUUACGAGUCCGACACUGCCGAGGUUCCCAACCCCAUUCUGCAUUUCACUUGCCUGGAUGCGGCGAUUGCUAUUCGUCCAGUAUUCGAGAGAUUCUACUCAGUGAUCAUCACGUCGGGUACUAUUUCUCCGCUGGAGAUGUAUCCAAAGAUGUUGGACUUCUCCACCGUCAUUCAGGAGUCGUACAGCAUGACCCUGGCCCGGCGGUCCUUCUUGCCCAUGAUUGUGACUCGAGGCAGCGACCAGGCCUCCGUGUCGACUAGUUUCCAGGUCCGAAACGAACCGAGCGUGGUACGGAACUAUGGCACUCUUUUGACCGAGUUCGCCAAAAUCACACCUGAUGGCUUGGUUGUCUUCUUCCCUUCUUACCUGUAUAUGGAGUCCAUCAUCAGCAUGUGGCAGGGCAUGGGCAUCCUAGACGAGGUCUGGAAAUACAAGCUCAUCCUGGUCGAAACGCCCGAUGCGCAGGAGACUUCGCUGGCGCUUGAGACGUAUCGGACCGCCUGCUGCAAUGGCAGAGGCGCGAUCCUGCUUUGUGUCGCGCGAGGAAAGGUCUCGGAGGGAAUCGACUUCGACCACCAGUACGGCCGUACCGUGCUUUGCAUAGGUGUGCCUUUUCAGUAUACCGAGUCACGCAUCUUGAAGGCAAGGCUCGAGUUCCUGAGAGAGACGUAUCGCAUCAAGGAAAACGACUUCCUGUCCUUUGACGCAAUGCGCCACGCUGCCCAAUGCCUGGGUCGAGUGCUGCGAGGCAAGGACGACUACGGUAUCAUGGUUCUUGCCGACCGUCGGUUCCAAAAGAAACGGAGCCAGCUGCCCAAGUGGAUCAACCAGGGUCUUCUCGACGCUGACGUCAACUUGAGCACCGAUAUGGCCGUGAGCAGCGCGCGGAGAUUCCUCCGCACCAUGGCGCAGCCCUUCCGCGCCAAAGACCAGGAGGGAAUCAGCACCUGGGGCUACGAAGACCUCAGAGAACACAAAGAAAAGAUGGACGUGGAGAGAAAGCGUGAAGAGGAAGAAGCGCGGCGCAAUGUGACCGUCAAGGACCUCGCCGCAAUGAGCACUUAUGAAUACGAUGACGAAGAGCUGGAUCAGGAAAUGAUGGAGUUGGAUGGCUUUUAA